AUGUAAAUGCAAAAAUGAAUACUGUAUAAUCCAAUAUCACAAUCCAAAGCCACAUAUUGUAGGAUUAUAAUACAAAUUUCAAUCAGUAAUGCAGUCCACGCAUCUUUACUAGAGAUAAGGAGAGAUGAACUGUUUGUAGGUCCUUUAUGACUCACACUUAAUAAACUGCUUCAAACUUUAAACAGUGAAUGUCACAUGAUAUUGGACUUCACACAUAUACCUCACUUCCUUUUUCAUUCUACCGUAUGCUAAAACCAGUAUCAGUAUGCAGAACCCCAAAGAUGCCAACUUAAACUACACAAGAAGUACAUUCAGCAUUAGCACAGUUCAAUUAAAAUUUAAACUUAAGAUGGGAGAGAUUAUUUAUGAUAAUGUGGUCAGCACUGAGUCUGAGGGAAUGAACAGACAGAGAACGGAGAUGAUGGUGCCCAUCUAUGAUUGUGCAGAUUCUGUGAGAGAUCACGACUUCAACACAGAAACAAACACACACCAAAAACUUCAACGUACAGUUUCAGUGUGUUUGGCGCUGCUGUGUGUUCUUCUACUGACUGCAGUCAUAGUGCUGUGUGUCCUCAUCAAUACAAACAAUCACCAGUGUCAAAACAUCAAAGAAGAGAGAGACCAGCUAUUAACUAAGAAUCACAACAUCACAGAAGAAAGAGAUGAAUUAAUAGCCAAGUAUAAUAAUAUUACUAAACUAAAUGAGCAGCUGGAGGAGAAGAAAAAUAAAUCGUGCGGACAACUUAAUGAUAAAUGGAUUUACUAUCAGUCCAAUUUGUACUUUAUUUCAUCUGAGAGAAAGAACUGGACUGAGAGCAGAAGAUACUGUAGAGAGAGAGGAGCAGAUCUGAUCAUCAUUAACAACAAAGAGGAACAAGAUUUUAUUAAGAAGAAUUUUGGUAACGGCGGACUCUGGAUUGGUUUGUCUGACAGUGCUGUAGAGGGCAGAUGGAAAUGGGUUGAUGGCAGCACACUGAACGCUAGUUUCAGAUUCUGGAUGUUGGGAGAACCCGAUGGUGAAAGAGAAGAGAACUGUGUUUUGUCUUCUUCAUCAGGGUGGGCUGAUUCCUCCUGUACUGAUGCUUUUAAAUGGAUUUGUGAGAGAGAACAGUAAUACGUUUCUUUAGACAUUUGUUUUUAAUGUACUUUUGCUCCAACACCACCUAAUUUUGAAUUACUGGCACCUGGCCCUCCUCAUCUCAGACCCACCUCAGAUGCACUCACUGCAGUAUCUCACUUUGGGUUAUGGACUCUGUGCCUGUUGGAUUAAACUUACCUUUAGUGAUCCUGAUCUCUGUCGUCCUCUGUGUUUCCCUCAAAAUGCUACAUAGUACUCUUCCAUCAUGACCAUGCUCCAUCUUGGUUACUCCCGUGAAUGGUUACCUUUAUACUUUGCCAUGUGAUCUCCUGUCAGCCACAACUGGGGUGUGUAGUCCUGUCCAUGGCCAUUACUAGGUCGUAGCAGCAAACACACUGUGUGUUGAUCAUGCUGAAUUUCUGACACUGUCGGAGACUAUCUUAGGUCGCAAGAUCUGAAAAAUGUCCAUCUUUGAACCUCUCUCACUGUACGACAUAGAAACACAGAUAAAGAGCCAUAAUAACAAAAAUCGCAACGAUUAUUUGAAGAUGGCAAUCUUUUAUCUGGGACAGCCAAAAAUCAUGCAGUGUAUCUCGGGCUUAACCCCUUAAAAUACCUCAAAUUUAUUUUAAGUUUUAAAUUUUAUGCUGUGAUCAAAUGUCUACUUUUAAUGUUGUCUGUCAAUGAGAGUAAUAUGCGGGAUGUGAUUAUUAGUCAGGAUGUAGAUAAAAACUAUUUAUAAAUAUAGUUAUAAUACAAACUUAUGGCUCAUCCGGCAAUAUUUUUAAAGCUGAAUCAAAACACACAGGUAAUUUAAACAUGUAACCUGAACAUGAAUAUCAGCCAUAACAGCCUAAUAUUGUAUAGGUCCCCCUUUUGCCACCAAAACAGCCCUGACCCAUCGAGGCAUGGACUCCACUAGACCUUUCUUUCAGAACCAGCAUUCACUUAUUCAGCAAUUUAAGCUACAGUAGCUCAUCUGUUGGAUCGGACCACACGUGCCAGUCUUUACUCCCCAUGUGCAUCAAUGAACCUUGGCCGCACAUGGAUCACCACUUUUUCUUCCUUGGACCACUUUUGAUAGGUACUGCACUGCAGACCGGGAACACCCCAUAAAAGCUGCAGUUCUAGAGAUGCUCUGACCCAAUCGUCUAGCCAUCACAAUUUGGCCUUUGUCAAAGUCGCUCAGAUCCUUAUUCUUGCCCAUUUUUCCUGCUUCUAGCACAUCAACUUUGAGGACAAGUCUAGUUGAUGUGUUAGAAGCAGUCCAUGCCUCGACGGGUCAGAGCUGUUUUGGUGGCAAAGGGGGGGUUGCUGAUCGGUGUAUAUUUACAUAAAACCUUUUUUCACAUUUUAUUGGUGUGUCUCGUGUAAUGAUAGCCUACCACUGACCUAAAUAAAGUCCUCUGCAUUUGUAUUUUGAUAAAUGUUUUAUAUAUGGAUGAUAUUUUAGGUGUUAAACUUCAAUGAUGAUUAAAUUCCACAAUGCAAAUAGUGUAAAUGACCUCAUCCCACACACGAUGUA
This is a messenger RNA of Misgurnus anguillicaudatus (oriental weatherfish), 2603 nucleotides long. The record is from RefSeq and is a predicted model, not a curated record. Lineage: Eukaryota; Metazoa; Chordata; Actinopteri; Cypriniformes; Cobitidae.